CCAGCUGCACACAGACAGACACCGCUGGGCUGUCAGACUGACUGAGAACCGACGGAUCUAGCACCACAGAGGACCCGGAUUUACUGAGGACACUGGAAGCAAGGAAUUAAGUUCGGACAGGGAUUAUCAAAUAUUAGACCGGGCAUGACAAUGUGGGCCAAGCUGAGGGUGUAGCCACAUCUGGCAGAGACUGCUAAAGUGAGCAAGAGCCCCAGCACACCAAACCAUCGUCUGCAGCAGAGAAGAUGGGAGAGACAGAGGAGGAGAGGGAUAAUGUGGGGAAGCUGUUUGAGAACUUUGUCCAGGCCUUGACCUGUAAGGGGACCCUGCAAGCCUUCAACGUCCUCUGCAGACAGCUGGACCUGGACCCUGCUGACAACAGCACCUUCUACAGCAGUCUGAAGGCUAGCGUCACGACCUGGAAGGCCAAAGCUCUGUGGAGUAAACUGGACAAGAGGAUGUCACAUAAGGAGUACAAGAAAGGACAAGCCUGUGCAGGCACCAAGUGCCUCAUCAUCGGCGGGGGCCCCUGUGGUCUACGGACAGCCAUUGAGCUGGCUCUGCUGGGUGCCAAAGUGGUGGUGAUCGAGAAGAGAGACUCCUUCUCACGGAACAACGUGCUGCACCUUUGGCCCUACACCAUUCAUGACCUCCGAGGCCUCGGGGCCAAAAAGUUUUAUGGCAAAUUCUGCGCUGGGGCCAUUGACCACAUUAGCAUUCAGCAGUUGCAGCUGAUCCUUCUGAAGGUGGCCCUGAUUGUUGCAGUAGAGUUUCACAUCAAUGUGGAGUUUGUCAAGCUGUUGGAACCUCCAGAGGAUCAGGAAAAUGAAGGGAUUGGGUGGAGAUCCGCAAUCCGACCUGCUGAUCACCCUGUGGCUAACUUUGAGUUUGAUGUGGUGGUGGGGGCUGACGGACGCAGGAAUACUUUGGAAGGUUUUAGAAGGAAGGAGUUCAGAGGGAAGCUGGCGAUUGCCAUCACCGCCAAUUUCAUCAACAGGAACACGACAGCUGAGGCUAAAGUAGAAGAGAUCAGUGGUGUGGCCUUCAUCUUCAACCAGAAGUUCUUCCUCGACCUCAAAGAGGAGACAGGUGUUGAUCUGGAGAAUAUUGUGUACUACAAAGACAACACACAUUACUUUGUUAUGACUGCAAAGAAACAAAGCCUGCUGGAUAAGGGAGUCGUCAUCAAUGAUUAUGCCGACACCCAGAUGCUGCUGAGCAGUGAAAAUGUAAACCAGGAAGCUCUCCUAUGCUACGCCCGGGAGGCUGCUGACUUUGGCACCAACUACCAACUUCCUACGCUUGAUUUUGCCAUGAACCACUGCGGGCAGCCAGAUGUGGCGAUGUUUGACUUCACCAGCAUGCAUGCUUCAGAGAAUGCUGCUCUGAUCCGGGAGAGGUUUGGACAUCAGCUGCUGGUUGCGCUGGUUGGCGACAGCCUCCUAGAGCCCUUUUGGCCCAUGGGUACGGGUUGUGCCAGAGGCUUCCUUGCUGCCUUCGACACCGCUUGGAUGGUAAAGAGCUGGGCUCAGGGACGGACCGUUCUGGAAGUGCUUGGAGAAAGGGAGAGUAUUUACAGGCUGCUUCCACAGACAACACCUGAAAACAUUGCCAAAAACUUUGAACAGUACACCAUCAACCCCGGGACUCGAUACCCCAACCUUAACUCAUCUUGUGUCAGGCCACACCAGGUGCGUCACUUGUACAUCAGUGGAGAGUUGAGCUCCUGUUCUCUGGAGCGAGCUGCCUCUAUACGUCGGCCUGUCAAUCUCAGCAGACGAGAGUCUGAAAUCAGACCUGCCAGGCUUCUCACCUGGUGCCAGAAACAGACCGACGGCUACAAAAAUGUGAAGAUCACAGACUUGACGUCUUCCUGGAGAAGUGGCAUCGCUCUCUGUGCCUUGAUCCACCGGUUCAAACCCCAGCUCAUAGAUUUUGACUCAUUAAAUGAAGAAGACCAUGCUGCAAACCUCCAGCUGGCCUUUGACAUCGGUGAGCAGGAAUUUGGGAUCCGACCAUUUACAUCUGCGAAGGAGCUGAGUGCUGAUCAGGAGCUGGAUAAGACCAGGAUGAUCACAUACCUGUCCAAAUUCUAUGAGCUCUUUCGUGGCACACCUCUUCCUGCCUCAGGUUUCAGAGGAGUGGAUGAAAACAAUGAAGAUUAUCCAUCAAGGGAAGUCAGAAGUAAUAAUAAUAUGCUCAAUCAUGCACUGCCCAGGAAGCGGGUACCAAAGGAUGAAAAGAAGUCAGAUGGCACUGAUCCAAUUUACAAAAGGAGGAGGAAAUUUUGCAGUUACCUGGAGGAGGCCACCAAUCUUUCGAGUAAUGGGUCCCCAGUGCGAGAGAGCCCGGAGCCCAAAGAGAACAAAGUUCGCUCCAUGGCUACUCAAUUGAUUGCAAAGUUUGAAGGCUCACCCACAAUUGUCCGGAAAACACAGUCUCAGUCAGACUGUGAGAGGUCCUCCCCACUGCAGACACUUGACCUGACUGUGAGUCUGCCCAAUAAAGUCAGGCCCCCGGUCCCACCCAAACCUCCUCCCGAGAUCCAGUUUGAAGUCAGUCUCAGAAAAGCAGCAGAAAACUUAGUCCGCCUGCCUCCAAAGACCCUGCCCAAACCUCCGCUCCAGCCUCAGUCUCAGCAUCCAUUCUCUGUAGUGAAACUCAGACAUGUUGAUCAAACGCACGCUGAGAAGAAGCCCCCGCCUCAGCCUGAGUGUGCAGACCCCCCUGCUUCUCCUCCCUCCUGCCAGUCUGCAAUCCAUUUCAUGUCAAGAGUCCUGCAGCGCCUCAGGGAGGUGGAUGAGCACAUCUCUGAGAUAAAAGCUCAGGUACAACAGGCUAGAGAGUUUCAGACAAAGAGUAUAAAGGAAAAAGCUGUUCACCUUACUGAGAUGUUCACAGGAGACGGCCCAGCUGUGCCCAAGGGAGGAUCAGUACGAAGGGCGUUCCCUCCAUCAGGUGACAGGUGUCACUCAUGUGAGAGGCGGGUUUACAUGGUGGAAAGGGUCUGUGCGGAGGGUCUCUACUUCCACAGGGAGUGUUUCCGCUGCUCCACCUGCAGCUCUGCUCUACGACAGGGAGCACAUGCCUUUGACUCUGAGCAUGGAAAGCUGUACUGCCAGCUUCACUUUGACCAGCGCAACAACGGGACAAACCUGCGGAGGAAUUUAUCUCAACGCUCACUUCGUUUUGGAGCUACUGUUCAGGAGCGACCUGCAGGUGACCAACAGAGCUCGGUGUCCAGCAGCACUGCACCGCUGCAGAGCGAAUCCUCAGCAGAUGAAGCCUUUUAUGAAGAGUGUGAGCUGGGAGAAAUGACGUUUUGAAGAAUCUACCAUGUAUACAGUAUCACCUCAAAGACUGAGAUUGAAAAAAGAUGACUCUUCAUGAGGUCGUUGUAAAUUAUUAAUUAUAAUUCAUGUGAAUUGAGGGAGUUUCUUGUGUUUUUGUGGACUUCUGUAAUGCUUUUUGAUGAAAAAAUAUUUGUUUUUGACCCCUUUUAGAUAUUUUGAAUUAUUUUUUGCAUGCUUUAUUCUGUAUGUUGAUAGUGAGGUUUGACUGAUCACAAAACAUUUCUGUUUAUUUUUAAUAGAAAAGUUAAAUGUAUAAUUUAACGCUGUUGAUUAGAUAAUUUUUUAAGGGAUUUUUUUUUCUUUGUGUGGAGGGACAGCACUUUUCAUGAUUUAACCAACCAGUCAUUCACUAAAUUCCCAAGCAAACACAAAACAAAGAAAAAAAAAAAAUUUAUCACAAAAAGUCAAGGUCAAAAUAUCAUGCAAGGAAACCAGUUUUUUAAACUCCACGUUUUGGUAACCUGAUUUCUUCAGUUCACUUUAUUGAGUAUUUCAUGAUGCACUCAGGUUUGUUUUGCAGCCAUCUUGGAUAAAUGGCUGCAGUCAGUUUGUGUAAGAUAUUUUUCCUGUUGUGUUUCACAUGGGUGCCCAAUAAAAUGAAUGUUCUGGCCUUCAGUCUAUAAACUAAAGUAUGUAUAAUAUGAAGAACCAUUUUAAAGGUUUGUGGCAGCAGCAAUUACCUCAAAGAUAAACUCAAAAGCUAAGAUCUCCCAUUUAUCAGAUAUUGACCUCUGUUUUUGUCUUUUUUUACUACUUUAAAAUCGUCAAUAAAGCAGCACAUGAUAAAAAACAAACAUUUUUAUAGUCUUCUUUAGUUGUAAAGUACAUAAUGUGAAAAGAGAAACACUCUGCAGUGUUGAGGAAUGUGUUCAGAGCUCAGAGCGUCAGACCCCCAUUCACUGGGAACCUUUAAAAAAGAAUCACUGUGAGAUGAAGUGUAAAGACCUUGACUCUACAAAGCCAGUCAAUUAAAGUGUUUAUCGCUGCCUCUGUUAAUUAAACUCUCAAAUUUCAAAUUUUAAAUAUCAAAGAGAGAAGAAAGACCACAAGUCUGACUCAGAGUCAGAUGGCAGCAGCUUUUUAAAGAGAAGAAGAGAUGAUUUAAAGUCGUUUAUCUGGAGCCCUCUGAAUAUCUGCUGGUGCACUUUCACUGAGAAGAAAUUCAAAGGGAAUCGACACAUUCUCUAUUUGUUCAUGUGCAUGAAGAGAAAGUCAUUCAGAACAGUUUCACCAUUAUGUUUGGUGUAUCUGGUUUCUGAUACAUACAGGUUCUUUAAAUCAUCAGUUAAUGAAUUAUGUGAUGGUACUGGAACCAGGGUCAGCUGGUGAUCAUUACAAUCUUAAAUUAAAAGGAAAAAAAUUAUUCAGGUCAGCUCUUACAGGUAACUGGAUGUAUAGCCAGAUAACCCAUUCUGAUAGGGGUCCAUACUGAAAAUGUAUGUUCUGGUUUGCAGAAAAGACUGUAUAUUUACGUAGACAUAUGUCUAGUUUUUGUUUUCAGUUCAUUUAUUUGUUCCAUCAGGUUUUGUUAGAGAGUUUCUUUAGGUAAUUGCUCUCUCUUCUUACAGACUAGGAUUUCUUGUCUGGUGCAGACUGUCAUAAAGGUCAGGGGGACUAAAACCUCUCCCUAAACCCCUCUUUGAGCAACCUGUACUGAGUACUGUCUAACCUGACUCAGAUCCUCCACACUGAGUGAGUUUUCCCACUUGAUAGACUAUACAGAGUCCUUAAACUGUCUCCACCAAGGAUAUUAAGCAUUGUAUUCUAUUGUAUUAAUACACCAUUUUGUAUUAUAUCAAAUCCAAGCGGCAACCUCCGGUCCUGAAAAAUGAAGCCAAUGCCGAAAUGCAAAAAACUGCUGUACAGCGAGCGUCCACUUGAGGCUGGCUACAGGAACACUGGAAGUCCUGUCUGAACAUGUUAAAAAGCCGUUUUUUACACUAGAAAUAAACUGGUUUACAGCCUGGUUUAAAAAAACCAGUCUCAUUAGC
Cheilinus undulatus (humphead wrasse) is the source of this 5344-nucleotide messenger RNA. RefSeq names its product F-actin-monooxygenase MICAL2-like. The transcript has 24 exons. The record is from RefSeq and is a predicted model, not a curated record. Lineage: Eukaryota; Metazoa; Chordata; Actinopteri; Labriformes; Labridae. The coding region runs from base 246 to 3326 and encodes 1026 amino acids. Gene Ontology annotation, molecular function: FAD binding; protein binding.